Messenger RNA from Penicillium alfredii, 471 nucleotides. Its product is annotated as putative BYS1 domain protein. The transcript has a single exon. The coding region runs from base 1 to 471 and encodes 156 amino acids. Lineage: Eukaryota; Fungi; Ascomycota; Eurotiomycetes; Eurotiales; Aspergillaceae. The record is from RefSeq and is a predicted model, not a curated record.
AUGCACUUCACCACUGUCAUCGCCUCGCUCGCUGCCCUGGCUCCUCUGGCCAGCGCCGUCGGCAACGCCAAAGUGCAGAACCACUGCAAAGAUCCCGUCUACCUCUGGUCUGUUGGCGGUACCGUUGGCUCUCAGCAGACCAUCGAGCCAGGUAAGGAGUACUCCGAGCCGCUGCGCCAUGACGACAAGUCCGGCGGAGUGUCGCUGAAGAUCACCACCAAGGAGAACGGGCUGUAUGAUGGCAGCCCCCAGACCAACUUUGCCUACACACUGGAUGGCAGCAACGUCUGGUAUGACCUGUCCGAUGUCUUCGGAGACCCAUUCUCCGGCGAGUCCCUGGUUGUCAACCCGUCCAAGGCCGACUGCCCCAACAUCUGCUGGGCCAGUGGCGUCUCUCCAGGUGCCAGCCAGACCAAGACAUGCACUUCUGACUCGGACGUCACUCUGACCCUCUGCUCGGACAAGUGCUAA